Messenger RNA from Dioscorea cayenensis subsp. rotundata (Guinea yam), 1913 nucleotides. Its product is annotated as polyamine oxidase 5-like. Gene Ontology annotation, cellular component: peroxisome. The transcript has 10 exons. The record is from RefSeq and is a predicted model, not a curated record. The coding region runs from base 280 to 1782 and encodes 500 amino acids. Lineage: Eukaryota; Viridiplantae; Streptophyta; Magnoliopsida; Dioscoreales; Dioscoreaceae. Gene Ontology annotation, biological process: polyamine catabolic process. Gene Ontology annotation, molecular function: polyamine oxidase activity.
UCCGAUCCAGUGGAGGAAAAGGGCUUCGAAUCGAUUGGUUUUGCUUCUCUUCUUCUCUUCAAUCUUUGCUCUUUGAUCUUGUUCUUUUGCCGGUUUGAGGAAAUUUUAGGGUAUGAGCUGGUUUGAUAAGCUUCGCUGCCUCUCCGAUCGGAGUCAUUUGAUCUUUGUCAUUUAUCGUCGAUUUAUUCCUAUACGUUGUAAUUCUUCAUUGAAUCCUAUACGUUCUUAAGAUUGAACGGAUUCUUGUGGUUUGUUUCGAUUCUUUUGAUCGACGCUGCCAUGGAGCCAACCAAUUUCGUCAUUGGAGGUUCAUUUCUCGCACACAUUGAUAAACAUCAAACAUCCCCCCCUUCAGUUAUUGUUGUCGGUGGAGGGAUAUCAGGGAUUGCAGCUGCUCGUGCCUUAUCAAAUGCAUCAUUUAAUGUCACUCUCCUUGAAUCACGUAAUCGGCUCGGCGGUCGUGUGCAUACCGACUAUUCUCUUGGCUUUCCUGUAGAUAUGGGAGCAUCAUGGCUACAUGGUGUUUGCAAUGAAAAUUCUUUGGCCCCAUUGAUUCGCCAUCUUGGUCUAAGGCUAUACCGAACUAGUGGUGACAACUCUGUAUUAUAUGACCAUGAUCUGGAAAGCUAUACUCUUUUUGAUAAGAAUGGGCACCAAGUCCCCCAAGAACUUGUUAUUGAAGUUGGGCUGAUUUUUGAGAAAAUUCUCAAAGAGACUAAAAAAGUGAGGGAUGAGCAUAUCGAGGAUAUGUCUAUCCUCCGAGCAAUUUCAAUUGUUUUGGACAGGCAUCCAGAAUUAAGGCAAGAGGGUUUGGCAUAUGAAGUGCUGCAAUGGUAUAUAUGCAGAAUGGAAGCAUGGUUUGCUGCUGAUGUAGAUACUAUAUCUCUGAAAAACUGGGAUCAGGAGCAUGUGCUCACAGGUGGCCAUGGACUUAUGGUGCAAGGUUACUAUCCUCUAAUAAAUGCUCUUGCCAAGGACCUUGAUAUCCGUCUAAAUCACAGGGUGACCAAAAUUCUCCAGAACAGCAACAAAGUCAUAGUUACAGCAGAGGAUGGAAGCAGUUUUAUAGCUAACGCUGUGAUCAUCACCGUUCCACUUGGCGUCCUCCAGGCAAAUCUGAUUGAAUUUGAACCUAGUUUGCCUGAAUGGAAGCUCUCAGCACUAUCUGACAUAGGUGUUGGAAAUGAGAACAAAAUCGCCCUUCGCUUUGAUUCAGUGUUUUGGCCAAAUGUAGAAGUCUUAGGAAUCGUCGCACCAACAUCUUACGCUUGUGGAUACUUUCUCAACCUUCAGAAGGCAACUGGAUAUCCUGUUCUUGUAUACAUGGCAGCCGGGACGUUCGCGUAUAGCAUAGAAAAGUUAUCAGAUGAAGAAGCUGCUAAACUCGCAAUGGCAGAGCUCAAGAAAAUGUUACCCAAUGCCACUGAGCCUGUUGGCUAUUUGGUUUCACGCUGGGGAACAGAUCCAAACUCUCUUGGGUCUUACUCCUGCGAUUUAGUCGGGAAGCCAGCUGACUUAUACGAAAGAUUUCGAGCUCCAGUUGAUAACAUUUACUUUGCCGGUGAAGCCACAAGCCUCGAUCACUCUGGUACCGUGCACGGCGCAUACUCUUCAGGUAUUUUGGCGGCCGAAGAAUGCCGUCGAGAUCUGUCAAUGAAGCAUGGUUUCUCUGAUGCUUUUAAUUUGGUUCUGAGGGAAGAAAAGACCGGGCUUGGUUUUUCAGAUGUUCUCAAUUUGGUUUUAAGGGAAGAAAUGGUUCCCUUUCAAAUUUCUAGGAUUUAACUGAUAAUUUGCUUGCUGGUUCUCAAGACUCACAAGUGAUUAUGAUGAACCAGACUACUUCUUAUUAUCAUUUGAUACAUCUUAGAUAUUUCAUUGUAUGACAUGACUUUCUCAAUCUUCGCAUUUUCUGA